UUGUGUCCUGCGUUUUCAUUAAUGAAACUAGCGGGCGCGUCGUGUUUUUCCUCAUUUUUAUUAUUAAGAGUUGAAUAGCUGAGGUUCUGUGGGCCACAUUCGAAUGACACGUUUCCCUAAAUCGUAUACAUGAGAAUAGACCUUUGCCUGAAUGUGCGGCGAGGCACCGGGAAGCCAGCAAACCGGCCUGUGCGGAGAGCUGACUGGCUGAUCGCUGGAUUUUUAUCUCCAGUGUUAAACUCAGCAAGAGGGGCAAUAAGUGUCUUUUUUUCCCAGUAAAGGAGGGUUUGUUAUACGUAAAAACCUUUCGAGUAGUGGGAUGGACGGCUGCCGGCUAGUGGUAGCACCUCAGCCAACGAAACUGAGAGGAAAUGUUAACAUAAAGCUGUCAAAUAGCUCUUAGCUCAAGUACAUCGGAGUUUCGGAGGACAAAGAAAAAUGGCUAACUGUCGUUUUGCCGCUGGAUGAUGUGCAUAACUGGAUGUUAAUUGCUGGCAAUUACCUGUAUAUUUGUCUUGAGGGGGUCUUCGGACACUUGGGUGACUUUAAUACCGCUAUAUUAAGGAUGACGUAACCGACAGCCGCAUCUCAUCGCCCAUAUUUACCUGUUUACUUAUCUCGCUCUAACCAGCUGUUGUCGGUCGGGUUUGACAGGCCGUGAUUUAUAUAUACCGGUUUAUCCAGAGCUACACAUAUUUUGCUCUGGUUUUAUGCCUUACUGACGGUAAUGAAGUGAUUUAACUUUUGUUUUUGAAAGUCUUAUGAAGACGUUAACGGUACUGUCGGGCUGUCUGCGUUAGUAGUGAUGUGUAUAGCGUCAGCUGUGGCUGCCUCUGGUAAUGAUGUGUGGCUUUUGCUGGAGACCCGUUAAAGAUUCCGUCCUGAACUGGGAUUAAUGCAGCUGGUCUGUGACGGGCAGACUAGAUGAUCCCUCCUCGGGAGAUGUGCACGUCCUGUAGAUGGGUGAGGGAGGUGGGGGUCUGAAAGUAAAAUAAAUUAUUCUCGUUCUCUCUGUGAACGUGAAUGCAAAUGCGGUUAAACGUGCCGUUUUAUUUGUGUGAGUGAAAGUAAAAGCAAAAAGAGAUGUAUAUGUCCAAGGACCAGUGCUGAUUAUGCCCUAUUUGCAUUACUGGGGAACAAAUGUAAAGAACGCUACAUUUUGAGGCACUAAAAAUGACGACAUCAUGGAGUGACCGUCUACAGAACUAUGCAGACCUUCCAGCCAACAUGGAUGGACUUGCUAUGAAGAAGUAUCGCCGAGAAGCCUACCACAGAGUGUUUGUAAACAGAAGUUUGGCAAUGGAGAAGAUCAAAUGCUUUGGUUUUGAUAUGGAUUAUACUUUAGCAGUAUAUAAGUCCCCGGAGUACGAAUCCCUGGGCUUCGAUCUGACUGUGGAGAGACUGGUCUCCAUCGGAUACCCUCAGGAACUCCUCAACUUUGUCUACGAUUCGACUUUCCCUACCAGGGGCCUGGUGUUUGAUACAAUGUAUGGGAACCUGUUGAAGGUGGAUGCCUAUGGGAACAUCCUGGUUUGUGUCCACGGCUUUAACUUCUUGCGGGGUCCUGACAUUCGAGAGCUGUACCCAAACAAGUUCAUCCAACGGGACGACACGGAACGCUUCUAUAUCCUCAAUACCCUCUUCAACCUGCCAGAGACCUACCUCUUUGCAUGCUUGGUAGACUUUUUUACCAACUGCGAUAGAUAUGCAAGCUGUGAAAAGGGUUUUAAGGACGGAGACCUCUUCAUGUCCUACAAGAGCAUGUUUCAGGAUGUCCGAGACGCUGUCGACUGGGUUCACUUCAAGGGAACUUUGAAGGAAAAAACUGUAGAAAACCUGGAGAAGUAUGUGGUAAAAGAUGGAAAGCUACCUCUUCUGCUGAGUCGCAUGAUUGAAGUCGGCAAAGUGUUCCUGGCCACUAACAGCGACUUUAAAUACACCGACAAAAUCAUGACAUACCUGUUCGAUUUUCCUCACGGGCCAAAGGUGGGUACGGCCCAUCGAUCCUGGCAGUCCUACUUCGACCUGAUCCUGGUGGACGCAAGGAAGCCGCUGUUCUUCGGCGAAGGGACCGUGCUCCGCCAGGUGGACACUACGACGGGCCGGCUGAAGAUCGGGACUUACACCGGGCCGCUGCAGCAUGGCAUCGUGUACUCUGGAGGGUCCUCAGACAUUGUGUGUGACCUACUGGGGGCAAAGGGCAAAGACAUCCUGUACAUCGGAGACCACAUAUUUGGGGACAUCCUGAAGUCCAAGAAGCGGCAGGGCUGGCGGACCUUCCUGGUGAUCCCCGAGCUGGCCCAGGAGCUCCACGUGUGGACCGACAAGAGCUCCAUAUUCGAGGAACUGCAGAGCUUGGACAUUUUCUUGGCAGAACUCUACAAGCAUCUGGACAGCAGCAGCAACGAGAGGCCGGACAUCAGCACGAUUCAGAGACGCAUAAAGAAAGUGACCCACGACAUGGACAUGUGCUACGGCAUGAUGGGAAGCCUCUUCCGCAGCGGCUCGCGGCAGACCCUCUUCGCAUCGCAGGUCAUGCGCUACGCUGACCUGUACGCGGCCUCCUUCAUCAACCUGCUCUACUACCCGUUCAGCUACCUCUUCCGGGCCGCCCACGUGCUGAUGCCCCAUGAAUCCACUGUGGAACACACCCACGUUGACGUCAACGACACAGAGUCGCCGCUGGCCACCCGCAACCGCCACUCCGUGGACUUCAAAGACUCCGACUGCAAGAGGAACCAGCUGACUCGCUCCAUCAGUGAGAUCAAGCCCCCGAACCUGUUCCCCCAGACGCCCCAGGAGAUCACGCACUGCCACGAUGAAGAUGACGACGAAGAGGAGGAGGAGGAGGAAGAAUAACCUGUCUGCCGCGGGCGCAGGUGUGAUUCCCUUUUUGUUUCUGUAAAGGAACCCCAUUGCAAAUCUGUAGUCUUGAAGCCGUACGAGGUCUUGUACGUACCAGGCGAACUUCGUACAUCAAAAUUUAUUUCCCCCAGCUUAUUGUCUGUGUAUCGAAAUGAGCCACGUUGUUUGGAGCCGAUGAAUUAGAUAGCCACAAAUGAAAAGUUAGUUUGUUUUUACCUAUUUUUAUUUGUUUUUUCCGUGAGUCUUGUUCUGACGAGUCACUUUUAUAAGACCAAACUCAUGUGCUUGCUUCAUUUUGAGGCUAAAGCUAUCCAUGCUGUAUUAUCCCGUCCAUCUCGGUGGAAACACUGACUUCUCCACACUAAGAUGCUGCCCCAGUCCCCCAGUUCUGUUUACGUUUGAGUCCACAACGUAUGCACGAAAAACCGCGAUGCAACGAUGAAAUGCACAGACUGCCCAAAGGCAGAGCUACUCUUUGCUCCCUGUCGCAGGGGGCUGGGAGAGCAGAGGCGAUCUUAGCCUUACUGAGGAUGUUCUGAAAUACAGAACGGUUUAGUCUUACGGUACCGUACAUCACAUGACUCUCAUGACUCAGUAAUACGAAUGCAGUUGAUCCAAUUUCCCUGUUGACACUGUGAGAGCUUGAUAUAAGAUCUGAGAUGAACACAGGAGCCCAGUAUGCCUGUAUGUGCGUUUGAUAUACAGGAUGUGUAUGAUCCAUUAUUUACGUCCCUUCUAAUGGAAAACCCAUGUAAUGUUAAUAACCUGACCUUUGUAACUUGUCACAGCGUAAUGAUUAUGCGUUGACUAACCUUGGUCGUGGUUCAAGGAGAAUAUCAAGUGAAAUUCUAGAGCAGACCACCAUGCAUAUUGGCCACGAUCCUGCUCAGUGCCUCAUUGUCUGAAUAAGUAUAAAUGGUUAUAGUGGAGACAGGCCUAUUUUGAGACAGUAUUCAGAACAAUAUUGUUUGCUGCAGUUUUCAAAUUCACCUGUACUAUUUUAAACAAUUUCCAGAAGUUAAAAACCUGCAGUAUUUGUAAGGAACAGUUUGUGCAAAAUAUUUUGAGUACAUGGAGUGUGUUUGUUUUCGUUGACUUUUUUGGGGAAUGCAGUUUGGUACAAAACCAGUAUUUUGUCACUGAGUAAACUGUGCAACCUCCUUGCAAGAGAACCAGCCCCUGCCCGUGCUGUUAGCACUACCACACAAUCUGAUGCUGUUUUCUAUGAGAAGUUAAUGCUGCACAAUGACUGAGCGACUGACCUGAGAUCUGAGCUUACCUCAUUCAGACACUAUACAGAUGGCACCGUGCUCCUGCCUACAGUGGCCGUCAUGGCAGCUCUCAGACCUCAGGGGGUCUUAUGGGAUGCAACUUCUGACCUGGAUGUCUGCGGGGUGCUGAGCGAACAGUGACCCAAUUUACAGGGUGACAAGGUUCUACAUGCAAUGUUAAAACUGACAGUGUUUUAUUGGCUGUCUGCUACGUUUGCCUUCGUUUAGUAGUUUUCCAGCUACUGGAAAGUCUGUGGAAGGGGGGCGGCAUUGACUGUGCAUCUUCUACUGGCAGAAUGGUGAUGGCCAGUGGGGAUUUUCGGGACAAGUAAGGAAAGAAAAUAUAUGAAAGUAAAUCAAUGGGAAACUGCUAAACCGGUGAAAAAUGAAUUGUUUUAGUUAUUAAAUGUAAAACCUUUGUAUGCAUUACAUACAAGCAUGUAUUUUAGAGGAAAAAACUGUAUUUGUACCAUGGAUGUAUUGCUGUAAGACAGUAGCAACUAGAGAACUAAUUUUGGUUAUUUUUUUAUUCUAAGCCUAGUCUGCAGAUUUCGGCUAGUACUGUAACCAGAACCGUACCCAUCCUUCAGACUGUGCUUAAGGGGAAUAUCCAGUACAGUAGGCUGGAUGGAUAAAGGCAUCGACAGGAGCAAAGUGAGAUUUGGAAGCUUUAGGUUACUUCGACAAAUUUAUAUGUAAUAGCAAUAGCAAGUUAUGAAGGUAGAUGAAUUCAUUCACAAACAGUAGAGAUGAUAAUGUGAAUGGCCAUAACCUUACAUUAGAAGUGGCACAGUAGCUCCAGUGCAUUUUUGUUUUUAUUUAGUUCUCCUGUUCUUCAUAAUUCAGUUCUGUGUGUAUAUAUAUUUAAUGUUCUUGCCAUAUUUUAGAAUGAACUUUGUUUUCUCUAUCCCUUUUUUAACUGUUACUAUUUUGAAGAAGUAUAUUGAAGUAAACAUUUCCUGGAACGUGGCUUAACACAGUGUAACGGUUUAAAGGUGUGCUGCAAUAUAUUGAUACAUUUUUGUUUGUUUCUUUGGGGAGUGCUUUCGUUUCUUCUGGCCAUAUCACACUGAGUGCCAAUUUUUCAUGCCAUUUUUAAAUUAAACUUUGUGUGUUUAGUUUAAAAGAAAUUUGUAUUUUGUUUCCAAACAUUUUCCAUAUACAAUAAAGCUGUUUAACCCUG
Messenger RNA from Paramormyrops kingsleyae, 5319 nucleotides. Its product is annotated as cytosolic purine 5'-nucleotidase. NCBI's taxonomy places the organism in Eukaryota, Metazoa, Chordata, Actinopteri, Osteoglossiformes, Mormyridae. Gene Ontology annotation, molecular function: 5'-nucleotidase activity. The record is from RefSeq and is a predicted model, not a curated record.